This is a messenger RNA of Prunus persica (peach), 2465 nucleotides long. Its product is annotated as 4-hydroxybenzoate polyprenyltransferase, mitochondrial. Gene Ontology annotation, molecular function: prenyltransferase activity. Bases 851 to 2176 code for a protein of 441 amino acids. Gene Ontology annotation, biological process: ubiquinone biosynthetic process. Gene Ontology annotation, cellular component: mitochondrial inner membrane. Lineage: Eukaryota; Viridiplantae; Streptophyta; Magnoliopsida; Rosales; Rosaceae. The record is from RefSeq and is a predicted model, not a curated record. The transcript has 8 exons.
UUAAAAACAGAAAAUAUACAACGUUUUUCUUGGAUUUUUUUUUCUCUUCUCGCGCUCUGGUCUCAAGCUCGAGAUCGCGUUUUAAAGCUCAGAAGCUUGAAGCUCUCUUGUUCCCUCUCUAUCUACCUCUCUCCUCUUCUCUCUCAUCAGAAACCCUAGAAAUUGGGGCUUCUUCCAAUGUCAAACUCCAAUAUAGAGGUUAGUUUGUUUUUACUCUGUCUUUUCUCUUUUGAUUUCUUGAAUUUUGUUGGAUAAAUAUAGCUGGGUUUUGUUUAUUCGUCUAUUUUCUAUUAAUCCCCUCAAUUGUGAUGUUGGAGAAGAUAGAACUCGAUAUAUAGCUUGAGGAGGGUCAUAGCUUUGUUAUAGCGAGGUGAGGUGAAGACUUGGCCUAAUUUUCAUUUCCUUUCUUUUUAUGUGUAAAUAGAAAAGUUGCUUCUCCUCCGGUCCCAGUACUGCUAGCCUAUAAUCUGAAUUUGGAAUUGUCAUUAUAUGAAGCAUUGGACCUCUGUCCCUGCUUCCAUAUCCUCAAGCUGGAAUGCUUCGGAUUCCACUCCCUGCCACUGGACACUUUGAUUUGGCCUUGUCUUGUCACCAUUAUAUAUAAUGUGCUCCAUGUAAUGGAUCCUUAGCUUAAGAUGUAAUGGAGGAAAUUAUCGUAAUUCAGCAUGCCCUUUCGGAAUGCUAUUUAAAUCUAUCUAUCCCCUUCUUUUUCUUCGCUCAAAUUUGCAGUGUACAGUAGAGUAGGUAGUUUGGUUGAGGAGGGGGAUUUUUUUUUUUUUUUUUUUUGGGUUGGGUUUAAUUAAACAGUAUGGUGCGGAGACUGAGUGAUGCAUUUGAGUGAAUUCUGAAAAUGGCGUCGCUUUGGCUGGUCUCUCGCGCUUCGCGUAGGUUUCUGAAACCUUCACAUUCUUUCUCCCGCACCCUAUUUGCAGUUUCUUCUACUUACCAAUUAACCACCAACUCGAAAAAUCCUAAUCCUAACCCUUAUCCCAACGCAACCCUGUUGGGCCCAUUCACUCAAGGGCACCGUUGGACUCCCAGUUGCGUCGAAUUUGAUCUCAGACUCCUAGCGCACAUCUCCAGCUCGUCUUCAUCUACAGGCGCCAAGAACUACGGAAAUCGGGCCAGCAAUGACGCCAAGGUUGAAGUUGAGGCUUCUUGGAUCGACUUGUAUUUGCCGAGACAAGCUCGCCCUUAUGCGAAGCUCGCUCGCCUCGACAGGCCAAUUGGCACCUGGUUGCUCGCUUGGCCUUGUAUGUGGUCAAUAACAUUGGCAGCAAGCCCAGGACAUCUUCCUGAUUUCAAGAUGAUGACAAUAUUUGGAUGUGGGGCUCUGCUCUUAAGGGGCGCUGGAUGCACCAUAAACGAUCUCCUUGACCGGGAUAUUGAUACCAUGGUAGAACGUACAAAGUUGCGGCCAGUUGCAAGUGGUCUUUUGACACCUUUUAAGGGGCUUUGUUUUCUUGGAUUUCAAUUGCUUUUGGGUCUUGGAAUUCUCCUUCAACUGAAUAAUUAUAGCCGCAUUUUGGGGGCUUCAUCGUUGUUGCUAGUUUUCUCGUAUCCUCUCAUGAAGAGGUUGACAUUCUGGCCUCAAGCCUAUCUAGGUUUGACCUUUAAUUGGGGAGCUUUAUUAGGAUGGGCUGCAGUUAAAGGAAGCGUUGAUCCAGCUAUAGUGCUCCCAUUGUACCUUUCUGGAGUUUGCUGGACACUUGUGUAUGAUACGAUAUACGCACAUCAGGAUAAGGAAGAUGAUCUGAAAGUAGGUGUUAAAUCUACAGCAUUGAGAUUUGGUGAUUCAACUAAGGAGUGGAUUACUGGGUUUGGAAUUAUGUGCAUCAGCAGUCUUGCCCUCAGUGGAUAUAAUGUUGAAAUUGGUUUUGUUUCCUCCUUUAUUUUCAUAUUCUAUUUGUUUUAUUUUUCUAAUUUUUUCUUUUACCGUUAUUGGAACUUCAAUCCAAUUCUUUUUCCUUCUGCCGCAUACUCACACCAAUCUUUCAACCAUGGAGCAGGGUGGCCAUACUAUGCAUUUUUGGCCGCUGCAUCUGGACAAUUAGCUUGGCAGAUUUGGACUGCCGACCUUUCAUCCCGUGUUGAUUGCAACAGAAAAUUUGUGUCGAACAAGUGGUUUGGUGCUAUUAUUUUCAGUGGAAUCCUAUUUGGAAAACUUUCAUCAUAGGGGUGGAAUUUUUUAGGAAAUUCCCAGAUUAAAUAAGUGGAGGCUGCAAGAUAGUUGAUAUGCCGCACCCGAAGUACAACAAUGAAGGAUAUGAAUAAUAUUGUCUUGACUAUUUGUGGUGGAGAGAUAAGUAUACUUUAAAAUAGACCCCUUUUUUGUAGGGGCAGAACAAUUUUGGCUAACAUAGGCGUCAAUGUUGUAACAUUCUUCUUUUUAGUAUAUGGGGGAUAUUGUUGUAAGACCGUUAUUUCCAGUUAACAUAUUGUUUGAUCUAAAAGGGGUUUUCCUC